Eucalyptus grandis is the source of this 1043-nucleotide messenger RNA. Its product is annotated as rust resistance kinase Lr10-like. The annotation marks the transcript as partial. The record is from RefSeq and is a predicted model, not a curated record. Gene Ontology annotation, biological process: protein phosphorylation. NCBI's taxonomy places the organism in Eukaryota, Viridiplantae, Streptophyta, Magnoliopsida, Myrtales, Myrtaceae. Gene Ontology annotation, molecular function: protein kinase activity; ATP binding. The transcript has 2 exons.
AUAAGGUACUCUUACUCUGACAUCAAGAGGAUCACAAAAAAUUUCAAAUGCAAGUUGGGUGAGGGGGGAUAUGGUUCCAUAUAUAGAGGAAUACUUAGAAGUGGCAAUGAAGUUGUGGUUAAGAUUUUGAACAAAUCAAAAUCUAUUGGCCAAGAUUUUAUAAGCAAAGUGGCCACAAUUGGAAGGAUCCACCACAUUAAUGUGGUGCAACUUGUUGGUUUUUGCUUCGAAUACUCCAAACAAGCUCUUGUCUAUGAUUUCAUGCCGAAUGGAUCUUUGGAUAAACACAUUUUCUAUAAGGAUGGUGAUGAUCCUCUUGAUUAUAAGAACAUUAUAGUAUCGCUGACUGCAGCAAGAGGAACCUUGGGUUAUAUGGCUCCCGAGCUAUUCUAUAAAGACAUUGGUGGCAUUUCUUACAAAGCCGAUGUUUAUAGUUUUGGGAUGUUAUUAAUGGAAAUGGCUGGUAGAAGGAGAAAUCUAAAUGCAAAUGCCGAGUGUUCAAGUCAAAUUUACUUUCCUUUAUGGGUUUAUGAUCAACUCAACAAAGAAAAGGAACUUGAAAGGGUAGAUGUCAAAGAAGAGGAAAGAGAAAUAACGAGGAAGAUGAUAAUCAUUGCACUGUGGUGUAUAAAAUUGAGCCCUAAUGAUCGGCCGUCAAUGAGGAAAGUCCUAGAUAUGCUUGAAGGAGAUAUGGAUAAACUGCAACUGCCUCCAAAACCACUUUUGUAUCCGAGAGAGGCACCGGUUAAUGAUGUUGACGCUGAGAUAGAACUUGAAAUAGUCUCAUCUUCGUCCAGUGCUCCGAUAGUUUCUAGCAGUUCCCAAUUUUACCAUGACCAUGAGUUUACGAAAUCAUGUAUUGUGUGAUUGUUACCCUAUAAUGAGAUGCAAAAAUUAUAAAUAGUACUAUCAACAUGUAUCAUCAUUCAAAAUGUAAUCUGUGAAGCUUUUACAUGUUUUUCAUAUGGCACUAGUGUUUUCUGGUAGACUCGUUAUGUCCAUAUUUUAUAAAUGACGAUGAAUGUUGUAUGGCAUUCAUUCAA